AUGAUCAUUCUUGGGACCGAGGAGCUCAAACAAGCCGAAAGCGCUUUGAAGCAGAGUUUUCCGAGUCCAUCAAGGUGUGGUGAUUCUAGGAAGGUUUAUGGCUGUAUAUUCAACAUAAACAGAGGAAAGCCUCACAAUCUGGAGGUUAUUGCGGACCAGUGGCCAGAUUUCAGUGUCAUUAUUUGCAAACCAAAAGUUCAGGGAGCAAAGGAUCGAGAAGGAGAUUUCAACAUAUACAGCAUCUACUCAAAGAGCAAAGACAGCCUGAAAAACUUUCUGAACACACCUGGUGUGAUCAAUAAACAUGCAUUCGCAUUAUUAGCAGGGGUUGACAUCAGGCAUUUGGAAGCAGUUCAGGAGUUUGCGGAUCAACAUGGACUUCCCUGGAAAGUUCAAGCAGUGAUGAACGUCUUACUGCUGCAGGAUGAACGACAGCUGCAGUUUAAAGAGAGUUAUGCUGGACUCAGAUUGGCUCCACUCAGUGCAGCUCAUGCUCAUCUAGUAAACAGCACGUGGAAGUAUGGCGGAGACGCUAACAGCUACAACUCUGUGCUGAACUACAUUACCCACAAUCCUUCACUGUGCGUGAUAGAGGAGGGCGGCACUGAGCCCGUCUCCUGGCUGCUUGUGUACCAACAUGCUGCUCUUGGUUUGCUCUACACGUUACCACAACACAGACUGAAAGGCUACGCAAAGUUUCUGGUGUCUAUGAUGGCCAAAAAACUCCUGGAGCAAGGACACCCUGUGUACUGUUUUGUAGAAAAGGAAAAUGACUCUUCCUACAAACUUUUCGCAUCACUUGGGUUCCAAGAUUCACCAGAUUACAGGGCUGUGUGGUUUGAGCUGAAUAAACGACAAUAAAUACAAGUAGAAAUCACCUAGAAAAUCACUAUGGUGUUUUUAAUCACCUCUUCAUUAUUUGUAUUUGUAUAUAACUCACUCUCUCUCUAGCCUAUAUUAACCCUUGUGCGGUCUUCAUUUUGGGUUGUGCACUUAUGGUCUUUGGGGUCUCUGGAGACCCCAGGCAACAAAAUGUAAUUUUGUAGCAAAAUAGUUGGGGUUUUUUUUUUAAACCAAUGUAAUUUUACUCUGUUUAUUAAUGUUUGUACUCCACAUUUGUGUAGUUUUUGGAGGAUUUAUGAUAUUCUUUUAAAUUUAUAUAAAUAAAUUAAAAAAUAUUUUUUAUAUAGGUUUUUAUACAAAAAACAGCUUUUUAUGUAAAUUUCACUUAAUAAAAAGACCCACAUUUCUAACUUUCA
Onychostoma macrolepis is the source of this 1259-nucleotide messenger RNA. RefSeq names its product glycine N-acyltransferase. The transcript is spliced from 5 exons. The coding region runs from base 1 to 861 and encodes 286 amino acids. Gene Ontology annotation, molecular function: glycine N-acyltransferase activity. Gene Ontology annotation, cellular component: mitochondrion. Lineage: Eukaryota; Metazoa; Chordata; Actinopteri; Cypriniformes; Cyprinidae. The record is from RefSeq and is a predicted model, not a curated record.